AUGUCCACUCGUGUUACCGGAACGGCCUUCAUCACCAGCAGCGCAUCAGGUAUCGGCCAAAAGACAGCCUACACCCUAGCGCAGAAUGACAUUACCAACCUCGCUCUGCUGGAUAUCAACACCGCCCAGCUUCAGACCAUCCGGGAUGAUCUGGCCGCCAGCUUCCCCAACCUAGGGAUAGAGAUCCUCACCGCCGACGUCAAGGAUGAAGCCUCCGUCGAAGCCGCCGUGCAAAGAACAGUUGCCCGCUUCGGCGGAAUCGACAUCGCUGUCCACUCGGCUGGGAUUGGGGGAGAAGCUCCCAACUCGGAUGAGGCCAGCUUGGCGAACUGGCAGAAGGUGAUUGAUACCAACCAGACGGGGGGUGUGGCUUUGCCAGCGGGCAGUGGUCCGGCAGAUGCGGAAACAAGAUCCCUCGCGAUGACCAGGAUGGAAGUUCCUGACCGGUAUAGGGACCGUGGAGGCAGACUAGGCAGAGGGGCCAUUGUGAACUUGUCUUCCAUCUUCGGCGUUUCCAUCCCGCCGACAGAUAUGGGGCUCAUCCCGUAUACGACCGCCAAACACGCCGUGAGAGUCCGCACUGACAGACCCAGUGUCGUGGAUACCCCUAUGACCCACAAGGCCACCGCACUCGGAUUAUUCGACAAGACGAUAAAUCAAACUCCCAUGGGCCGCUGCGGGACGUUGGAGGAGAUCGCAGACUCGAUCCUGUUCCUGGUGUCGCCGAUGAGUAGCUAUGUGGUUGGUGCGGCGCUGGUCGUGGACGGAGGGUGUACCGCGUAG
Aspergillus campestris IBT 28561 is the source of this 783-nucleotide messenger RNA. RefSeq names its product SDR family NAD(P)-dependent oxidoreductase. The record is from RefSeq and is a predicted model, not a curated record. Bases 1 to 783 code for a protein of 260 amino acids. Lineage: Eukaryota; Fungi; Ascomycota; Eurotiomycetes; Eurotiales; Aspergillaceae. Gene Ontology annotation, molecular function: oxidoreductase activity, acting on the CH-OH group of donors, NAD or NADP as acceptor. The transcript has 4 exons.